Messenger RNA from Tachysurus vachellii, 885 nucleotides. RefSeq lists its product as uncharacterized. The record is from RefSeq and is a predicted model, not a curated record. Lineage: Eukaryota; Metazoa; Chordata; Actinopteri; Siluriformes; Bagridae. The transcript has 3 exons. Bases 46 to 885 code for a protein of 279 amino acids.
AAUAAAAAAAGACCAUCACCAGCUGAUUGAAGGAAGCUAGUAAGAAUGUUAGUGGAUAACAUGCAAAAACAUGAAGUAAACCCAUCAAAGGCACAGUGUCAGAUUGUAGUGCAGAAUAUUGUUAAGCAGUACCCGGACAGCUUUGCUGAUGUUCUGUCUGAUGGAACAAAAAUAGGUAGUGGGUAUGCCUCUUUGCUCUUACAAGUUAAAACCCGUGUUGAACAUGUAAACAGAAACAACACUUUAGCUCAUCGGAGAAAAGAACGACUGCGAUCAUCAUGUAGAACUGUAAGCCAGAGCUCAAGAAGGCUGGCUGAUCAAUAUGGUUGUGUCAGUUGGCAGCCGGAGGAGUUUCCUGCAGGAGAAAAUGAUGACACUCUAGAAGAGAAGCACAAGCAAAUAGUGCUGCUUCAUUCUACUGAAGGAAUGUCUGGAGCCAAUAGAGGAGAACUUCACAAGUUGAUGGAGGUCACAUAUUACCGUCAGCGCCGUGAUAUAAACGCCACUCCACCACUGUCUGAACUAAAGAACUCAUGGCCUUACCUGUUUUGUCUGAAGGGGAUCUUUUUACAUUUCCAAUUGCUUACUGACAUCUCACUGCUACAAAAAAUCAUGGAGAGCAUUGAAGGGAAAGGAAAGAGGAUUCUAAGAUUUUUUCAAGAAAAACCAACAAACAAAGAGGUGUGUGCUGUUCUGUCAAAGUAUCAAGAGGGAAAUUUUCUUGUCCUGUGCAUCUUGAAACUCUUAAUGGCCCAUUUAAAAGAGAGAACAGAAUCACUUCUAAUUGAAGCUGAUGCAGCAGCAACUGCAGCCGACAUGGAAAGAGAGGGAUUACCGGAUUCACCCGCAUUGAUCAUUCAAGUCCUAUAUUCCUUCCACAGUUAG